UUGCAGGGCGAAAUUACUUGUGAAAUCAUAGAGGCGCGCAAGUCAGGCAACUAUAGCACUUUCAUCAUGGGUGUUCUUGCAGCGAUUGCUAAGAAUUUGGAUACGCUGAUCGGGCCCGGAGUGACACUUCUUUAUCCUCUAUAUGCAACAAUGAGGGCAAUAGAGAGCGCUUCCACACUAGACGAUCAGCAGUGGCUUACAUAUUGGGUGAUAUAUUCCUUUAUCAUAUUAUUCGAGUUCUUCUGCUGUAAAUUCCUCGCUUGGAUCCCAAUAUGGCCAUAUGUGAAGUUGUUGUUCUGCAUCUGGCUCGUGUUGCCAACAUUCAACGGGGCAGCCUAUAUAUAUGAUAAUAUUGUGAGAAAAUAUGUGAAGCCCGGGCACUACAUAAAUUGGAGUUCAUCGUCAUCCUCCAAACACCCAGAGGGACAGAAGAAGGUCAUCCAAAUGAUGAGCCUCGACGGAAGGAGGUCGGUGGAGAGUUUUAUCGAUCACCAUGGACCUGAGGCUUUCGAAAGGGUCGUUAAAGCGGCUGAAAGAGAAGCUAGGAAGCACUGAGAUGAUCUAGCUAGUUCGUAAGGAAAGACAUGCAGCUCAGAUCGGUGAACAUAUAUAUAUAUGAGCCAGUAGUCAAAUAUAUACGCAAGUCAAUUCUUUGUUUGUGUAAAGAAUGAACUAAUAGAAGUACAGAACUUUUCUCCUUUUUUAACA
This is a messenger RNA of Argentina anserina (silverweed cinquefoil), 708 nucleotides long. RefSeq names its product HVA22-like protein f. NCBI's taxonomy places the organism in Eukaryota, Viridiplantae, Streptophyta, Magnoliopsida, Rosales, Rosaceae. The record is from RefSeq and is a predicted model, not a curated record. The transcript has 5 exons. Bases 67 to 555 code for a protein of 162 amino acids.